CAGCCCUAUAAGCGUACGUCUGCUUGGUAGCCUGUUUUGUCAGGACAGGAGGAGUGGCCUUGGGCAGGACUUAUACUUACCAGCGUGGUGGCUUUUUUUUUAAGUUCCCAGAAUUUCCGUUUCACGUGGGUGCCGGUUGCCAAAAAGAUAUAUCUAUGAAGGUGGACAUAUAUACAUUUGUAUAUAUAUAUAAAGCAGCGAAGCUAAGCAGUGGCUAUCAGAGCACGAGAAGCCAAACUUCGAGAAGAGGAUUGUGGUAGAAAUCACAGCAUAGGCUUUUUUUUACAAUCAUUGACGGUUAUCUUGUGUUUAAUAUAUAUAAUUUUUGUGUAGAAUUUAGGGACUGAGUCGACGUCUUCCUUUAGUACUUUUUACAGAGAGAGAAGGAAAGACAGAACGAAAAAAAUUCAGAAAGAAAGAAAGAAAGAAAGUAAGGAAAGGGAAAACAUUCAGAAAGAAAGAAAGAAAGUAAGGAAAGGGAAAAACAAUGACCGGUGCACAGCUUGCAUUGACCGGAUGUUGGAGCUGACCCGACCUACCUACGUGUGGCAGCGCCCCCUGCUGGAGAUGUUGCAGGCGUGCAUCAUGGAGGCAGACGUCAGACAGACCUUGACCUUCCUGGAACAUACGGUGACAGAAGCCAGGAGACUGACGUCACAGCACCUCCCUAACCAGGGCGUGACGAACAUCCGGUCAGCAGUAGUGGACAGUGGGCCUGUGUUCCUAUACCUAGAUACGUCACUGGCUCCCAGAACCAUGGACGUUGAGAACUGGAAGAAGCUGCUCAUAGCGCUAGGUUUUGAGAUCGAAGAGCCGGACGGCCGUCGCAGUAUCGAUGACGUCAGCGUGUGCCUGUCCCCUGGUGUGAUGUCCGAGGGCCUGGACGGGAUGGCGCUGCUGCUGAGGCUCAUCGGAGGUGUACCCUGGAACAUCCUCAGAAUGGUUUUCAAACUGGGCGACGAUGAUGUAGAGCAUUUUAGACGUUUGGUGUUACAGCGAGGGGAAGUGGACAGCGCUGACCAGACGGUGGCCCGGCGCCUGUGUGGAAGCUACCCGGACGAGAUGAAGGACCUGGGCUUCCAGCAGAAAAGGCGGGAAAUCUCAAGGUCGUGCCAGAACUGUGAGCAGACGUCAGAGAUCCUGGGCCUGGUCAUACACGCGCUGUACCCGCACACGUCAUCGCAGUCAGAUGUCUACGUCUGAACACUUGGGGUUGUGUGUGUGGAGGGGAGGGGGAGGGUGGCUAUUUUUAAAAAAAUAAGUUUUAGUACGAGUUGUAUGGCACUUGCAACACGAUUAGGUUAUAUAAGUGUCGGAGACACACGUUGUACCUUGUACGUCCACACAGCCGAGUGUCUACAUCUGAACACUAAUUGGGGUGGUUAAGUUGUUUAGUUUUAGUACGAGUUUUACGGUACUAACAACACGAUUAGGUUGUAUAAGUGCCGAAGACACACGCUGUACCCUCGUACGUCCACACAAAUGGGUGUCUACAUCUGAACACUAAUUGGGGUGGUUAAGUUGUUUAGUUUUAGUACGAGUUUUACGGUACUUACAACACGAUUAGGUUAUAUAAGUGCCGGAGAUGUACGCUGUACCCUAAUACACCCACACAGUUUGGUGUAUACGUCUGAACACUAAUUGGGGUUGUUAAGUUGUUUAGUUUUAGUAGAUUUUUACGGCACUUGUAACACAAUUAGAUCACCCAAGUGCCGAGAACACGUGCUGUAAUGUCACACGUCUUGACAGACAGGUGCCUACGUCUGAACACUUGGGGUCUUUUUUAAAAUGUAAGUGAUUUUACGCCCCCAUCAAAACAAUCUAGAUCAUUUUCGGAGGCGGACUUUGAACUGCCUCUCAGGGCAUAGCCAGACUGAGGUGAUACAAUAUUGCAGGAGAAAAAACCGAGAUGCUCGAUAAAAAAUGUCCCACUCGGGAAUCGAACUCUGGCUUCCUGCGUGAGAUAGUGAAGAUCCUAACCGCUACGCCACAGACGCUGGUUCAUAGUAUUAUACUAUUAUAAUAUAAUCAUAU
Messenger RNA from Aplysia californica (California sea hare), 2034 nucleotides. RefSeq lists its product as uncharacterized. The record is from RefSeq and is a predicted model, not a curated record. Lineage: Eukaryota; Metazoa; Mollusca; Gastropoda; Aplysiida; Aplysiidae.